AUGGCACGGACUCGUACCGCUGAUGAUGGCGCAAAGAAGCGAAUAGGGCGGCCACCUGGAAGUCGCAACAGUGGUGCAUCCACGAGUCGAGUCGCAAAGCCUGUGGGAGCACCAAAGCACAGCAAGACCAACAGCAAGAAGCAGCAAGGGAGGAAAUCUCAACGCAAUGACGAAGAGGAUGAACUCUCUGUACUUGCGCCAACCCAAACGCAAUCCUCGCGGUCAUCCCAAACUCGAAAACGCACCAACUCCGAAGUAGACGAGAUCGUCGAAGAGCCCACAAAAGUGCAGAAGAGAUACGUGCAGCUGGAACAGAGAACAAAAAGGAUAUCACAGGAUAUAAUUGAGACAUGGCCACACCUGCCCCAGCAUGUCUUAGUGCAGAUCAGUGCGGUGAUCAAGGACUCAAAGAAAGACAUUGCCAACACACAACGAGACGAGCGCAAGGUUAUGGCCGCGCACAACUCCCUGAAUCCGCUCGUGAAGAGACUGAUGCGCCAUAUCUCUACCUCGAGGAUACCACCGCAGGCUAGGGACACCCACUUCAACAUCGAUAAGCUUACAGAGCGCAACGGUCAGGUCUUCCGAGAGGUGACGACCGCUCGCCACUCAAAGCAGCUCCUCAGCGAGCAGGUCAGAAUCACGCAAAAUCUUUUGACUAAAGAUGAGAAGGAUCUGGAUAGGGUCAAGAAUGAUGCAAGGAAAUGGAAAAACGAGUGGAAGCAUCAGCAGAAAAAUGGACGGGUCCAUCCUCUCCUCAGCGACAACGAAGAUGUGUCCAUCGAUGGUGACGGUCCGGACGACAUCCGCCUGAGAGCUGCUGAUGCUGCAGACACCUCUGUUCUCGAUGCGCCCGCCGCUGAGCUUGCAUCUAUUCUUGAACAACUUCGACGUAGUCUAGAGAAUAUGCAGGGUAAUCAUGGGCAGGUUGAGGGCGUUGACGAGGCAAUGACACAUGCCCAGACGGCACUGGACGAUGUGCUUUUCAGACAUGCGAGUGCACAGCAGUAUGAUGCGCUGUGAGCUAUCGAAUGCAGGUCCACUCGACAUUUGGGGCGUUUCAGGAGUUUCGACAGGCAAGCCGUAGUAUGCGCAGAGGCUAUGUGCGCGAUGCGGUGAACAUGCAGCCAUGUUGUUUACCAGGAUGUAUCAAGGCGUUUGUGGGAUUGGCGCUCUGUCUAAUACUCUGGGAACGAGCUCUGUACGACAGGGACGGUCCGCGGCCACCAUUUGGCUUCACACGCAUCAUGGCUACAGCGUGAUGGAAGAAGCGGAGUCGGCACGUUGCUAUCCACGUAUCAGAUAUAGCAAUGAUAGAACCAGCGCAAUGGUCGCCGGAAGGGUUGCAUGUCGACUGCAUAUCUA
This is a messenger RNA of Didymella exigua CBS 183.55, 1365 nucleotides long. RefSeq lists its product as uncharacterized. The transcript has 3 exons. The record is from RefSeq and is a predicted model, not a curated record. The coding region runs from base 1 to 1023 and encodes 340 amino acids. Lineage: Eukaryota; Fungi; Ascomycota; Dothideomycetes; Pleosporales; Didymellaceae.